Molecule: messenger RNA, 2907 nt
Organism: Zootermopsis nevadensis
Lineage: Eukaryota; Metazoa; Arthropoda; Insecta; Blattodea; Termopsidae
Source: RefSeq, a predicted model, not a curated record
AGUACUCGCGAAAGAUGUCGCUAGUUGCCAAAGAAACUCAUUUACUCUUAGGAAAGGAAAGUUAAUUUUCUGUGCCCACAGUAUGGCCACGUUCCGCAGAUGUAGUUCCGAUUACAUUUGCAGCAUGGAUGCAAUUAAAGCAGAGCCAUAUUCAGAAGAUGAAACAAAUCCAUCUGAUAGUGACAUUCAGCAGGCUGAUACAAAAGAAGAUCUUUCUGAUCCAUUCUCGUUUGUUGAAGUCAAGUGUGAAAUAGAGGAAGAACCACAGAAUGAAAAUAAAUUGGGGAGUAGUGAGAAGUGUGAGCCAUGUAACUACAGUGGGGACAAGCAAUCCAGCACCUCCAAUGGGACUGCAGUCAAGCAGACACAGACUGGAGAAAAUAUUUGUGUUCUGUGCAGUAAGCAGUUCUCAUCAAAGGGUAAACUAAAGAACCACAUUAUGACCCAUACAGGAGACAAACCAUUCCACUGUGCGCUGUGCAGCAAGCGAUUCAUUGAUAGCACACAUCUGAAGAGACACUUCCGGAUCCACACAGGGGAAAGGCCUUUCCAUUGCACCAUGUGCAACAAGCAAUUCACUGACAAUGGCACACUAAAGACCCAUUUGCGGAUCCACACAGAUAAGACGUUCCAGUGCCCGGUAUGCAGCAAGGUGUUUUCUUCUGACUGGGACCUUAAGAAACAUUGUCGAAUACACACAGGGGAGAAGCCGUACCGCUGUACUGUGUGUGGGGAACAGUUCUCCCGCAAUGACAAGCUUCAGGAACAUGUUCGCAUGCACACAGGGGAGAAACCAUAUACUUGUCAAGUGUGUGGGAAGGAUUUUUCUCGCAAUGACAAGCUACUGAAGCACUCACGAACCCACACUGGAGAAAAACCAUACUGCUGCCAGGUGUGCAACAAGCAGUUUUCUCAAAAGGAGAGCCUGAACAGACAUACUCGCACACACACUGGGGAGAGACCAUUCCAGUGCCUGGUGUGCAAGAGGCGCUUCACACUACGGGAACACCUCAAGAGACAUUCCCGCAUUUGCCCAGCACAGCAAACCCCUGAGCCUUUAGACAGCCAAUCUAGCAUGGGAGAGAAGCACAAGAUGGACAUAAUUAAGGCAGAGCUUGACUCAGAGGAUGAAACACAUCCAUCAGGCAUAGAACCUCAGUUUGUUGAUAUGAAACAAGAUAUGACAGAACCAUACAUUGUCAUUGAUAAGUUUGAAGCAGAGGAAGACCCAUUGCAAGAAGACAAACUGAGCCAUGUCAAUGAAGAAGUACCAAUUGUUCUCUGUGGUAACAGUAUGAACGAUCAACAGAAAGCAGGUGAAAAUGUCUGCAGUCUGUGUGGGAAGCAGUCCUCCAAACUCAAGAAACACCUGAUGACUCACACAGGAGAGAAGCCAUUUCCCUGCGAAAAAUGUGGCAAACGGUUGAGGAGACACGCUCGUGUACACUCAGGAGAAAGACCAUUCCAAUGCAGUGUGUGCAAGAAGCAGUUCACCAACAACACUAUUCUGAAGAGGCAUUCUCGUAUCCACAUUGCCGAAAAAUCAUAUCAGUGCUCAGUGUGUGGUAAAGUAUUUUCCACAGACUGGGAUCUUGGGAACCAUUACCGAAUUCACACUGGUGAGAAACCCUAUCGCUGCGAUAUUUGUUAUAAACGGUUUUCUCGUAACGAUUACCUUCAGAAACAUUUCAUAACUCACUCUGGAGAGAAACCAUUUCAAUGCGAUAUUUGUAAUAAACACUACAGUCUCAAGGACGGUUUGCAGCGUCACUCGCGAAUUCACACUGGAGAGAAGUCAUUCGAUUGUGCGGAUGACCUGCAUAACAGAGUUUUUCAACAAAAGCGUCAGCUCUGCAGCAGGGUGCGUGAGUUCUCAGAUAAGUAUGGACUGUUGGCUAUGAUGAAGAACCCCAGUGGCUUUUCUGUCCAACCCAGGAGAUGUGUGCAAACAAAUGAAGAAACCUGCAUUUAUGAAUCUAUGGAUGAAGAGCAGCUGAAAUCAGUUGUGGCAGCAAUGGAGGCUGAGCUCUCUGUUGCAGAUGCAAAACUAGAAGAGUCUAGAUUGCAUCUGGCAUCACUGCAGGAGGAGCACCUUCAUCUUCUUCAUAGUCCCACUGGUGGACACAAGCUUCAGGAGCUACAUGACUUGAAGCAGCAGACGGAGUUGCUGGAGUCGCAAUGUGAGGCUCUGCAGCAGGAGUUGGGCUGGCAGAAUCUCAUCAUGAAGCAAGGAACUAACAUAGACAACACUGAACAGAAAGCAGACAAUAUUGAGCAGGUUUUUGAAACAACAGACAUUACUUGCAUGGUUCCUGCAAAGGUGACAAGAACCUCAGAAAACAGUGGGGUGGAACAUAAACAAGGAAUUUUGCCUUUGGAACCAAGUAAAUCAAACUGCAGACCAUUUGUUCCUAAAAUACCCAGCAAGAUGUCACUGAAAAUGACUUUACACAGAUCCCAUGACCUUGAAAAACAGCUCUGUGAACUUCUUAGCAGUGCCAAAUCUUCUCCAAAACCUGGCAAGUCAUGAAACCAAAAUUGGUAUUGCCAUCAGAUUGCAUUGUAGUUAUGUUUGCAUUCUGAUUCAUACAGUAGUUCCAAUUGAAAUGGUGUUUUAAUUAAAUUUCAUAUUUGCUUAAAUUAUAGUUCUAUACAACUUCUUAUUCUGUAUUAGGACUUAUUUAUAUUAAACAAGGUCCAAGAGAAAAGAUGCCUACUUCUGUCCUCAAAUGAAUAAUUUUACAACUUUGUGAACAAUCUCUGUGCAACAUUUCCACUUCCAGUACUUAAUAAAGUUAUCAAAAUAUUAUAAGGUCCAAAUUGUUUUUACAUUGUGAGACACAGAAAUAAUAUGUUUGUAUUAAAAUAAAAUUUGUAAUUAAAUUUCAAAUAAAGUUUUUAAGUAAA